AGCGCAGCUUCAGUUCCUAAAGCUUCUCGUUGCGUUCAGUGAAACACCAGGAAUUGCGUUUCGGAGUUUCUAGCGCAAGCAGCCAUGGCUACCACCAACGCCGCCGCAGCCCCGCCGCGCACGCUCUCCCAGAAGGAAGCCGACAUCCAGAUGAUGUUGGCCGCCGACGUCCACCUCGGCACCAAAAACUGCGAUUUUCAGAUGGAGCGUUACAUCUUCAAGCGCCGCAAUGACGGGAUUUACAUCAUUAACCUUGGUAAGACAUGGGAGAAGCUUCAUCUUGCUGCUAGGGUUAUUGUUGCAAUUGAGAAUCCUCAGGAUAUCAUUGUUCAAUCCGCGAGGCCUUAUGGUCAGAGAGCGAUUCUGAAGUUUGCUCAGUACACUGGUGCUCAUGCUAUUGCUGGAAGGCACACUCCCGGUACCUUCACCAAUCAGCUUCAAACUUCCUUCAGUGAGCCUCGCCUUUUGAUUCUCACCGAUCCAAGAACUGAUCACCAGCCUAUUAAGGAAGCUGCUCUUGGGAAUAUCCCCACCAUUGCUUUCUGUGACACUGAUUCACCUAUGAGGUAUGUUGACAUUGGAAUUCCUGCCAACAACAAGGGAAAGCACAGCAUUGGUUGUCUCUUUUGGCUUCUUGCAAGGAUGGUGUUGCAGAUGCGUGGUACCAUUCGCCCUGGUCUCAAAUGGGAUGUCAUGGUGGACUUGUUCUUCUAUAGAGAACCAGAGGAGGCGAAGCAACAAGAGGAGGAGGAAGCUGCAGCAGGUGAUUAUGCCAUCACAGACUUCAAUGCUGGUGCUAUUGCUGCUGAUGGGCAAUGGCCUGGUGCAAUUGAUCAAACAUGGACUGAUGCAGUUCCAGCGCCUAUUCCAGCUGCACCUGGUGUCAGCUGGGGGGCACCUGCAGAAGCUCCAGCAGCAGCAGCAGCAGCAGCAGCAGGAGAUUGGGGUGAAGCUGUCCCACCACCACAAAUCCCGCCUACCGGAAUUGAAUCUGUUCAACCAACUGGCUGGGAUUAAGCUUAUUGUUUUUGGUUUCUAUGAUUUUGUCCCGCAAUUUAGUUUACGUUUAUCUUUGUUCGGAGUAAAAUAUGGAUCAGUUUUUUUUAGCAAAGGAACUUGUUUUAUUUUUUAUUUUGGUAUGAGUGGCAGAAAUAUUAUUAACAUGGUAUAUUGGGCAAGAUUUUAUUGUUUUUCUCUAUGCAGUCAUGAUUAAUGAAUGUUUGGUAAUGAUA
Messenger RNA from Cajanus cajan (pigeon pea), 1232 nucleotides. Its product is annotated as small ribosomal subunit protein uS2. Lineage: Eukaryota; Viridiplantae; Streptophyta; Magnoliopsida; Fabales; Fabaceae. Gene Ontology annotation, molecular function: structural constituent of ribosome. Gene Ontology annotation, biological process: translation. Gene Ontology annotation, cellular component: ribosome; small ribosomal subunit. The record is from RefSeq and is a predicted model, not a curated record.